Mesitornis unicolor (brown roatelo) is the source of this 604-nucleotide messenger RNA. RefSeq names its product purpurin-like. Gene Ontology annotation, molecular function: retinoid binding; retinol transmembrane transporter activity. The record is from RefSeq and is a predicted model, not a curated record. Lineage: Eukaryota; Metazoa; Chordata; Aves; Mesitornithiformes; Mesitornithidae.
AUGAAAUACGCACAGUAUGUUUUCCUGGCCUUGGUCUUCUCCACUGUUGAAUAUAGCCUAGCUCAGACCUGUGCAGUGGAGUCUUUCUCUGUGAAAGACAACUUUGAUCCAAAAAGGUAUGCAGGAAAAUGGUAUGCCCUGGCCAAGAAGGAUCCAGAAGGCCUUUUCCUUCAGGACAACAUCUCUGCUGAAUACACUGUGGAGGAAGAUGGCACAAUGACAGCAUCUUCUAAGGGCCGAGUGAAGCUUUUUGGAUUCUGGGUGAUCUGUGCCGACAUGGCUGGUCCGUACAGGGGCGGACAGGCGGCUCAGUACACAGUACCUGACCCAACCACUCCAGCAAAAAUGUACAUGACCUACCAGGGCCUGGCCAGCUACCUCUCCAGUGGUGGGGACAAUUACUGGGUGAUUGACACAGACUAUGAUAACUAUGCCAUCACCUAUGCCUGCCGCAGUCUAAAGGAGGAUGGCUCCUGUGAUGACGGCUACUCUCUGAUCUUCUCGCGCAACCCCCGUGGCCUCCCCCCAGCCAUUCAGCGCAUCGUGCGUCAGAAGCAGGAAGAAAUCUGCAUGUCUGGCCAGUUCCAGCCGGUGCUUCAGUCAG